Molecule: messenger RNA, 4035 nt
Organism: Cydia pomonella (codling moth)
Lineage: Eukaryota; Metazoa; Arthropoda; Insecta; Lepidoptera; Tortricidae
Gene: Jabba
Exons: 9
Coding region: 319-1446 (375 amino acids)
Source: RefSeq, a predicted model, not a curated record
UAUAAGAUAAAUUGUCAUCUGUCAAAGCUUGCAAAUUUUUCAUUACAUUUUUCGUGUUUCUUCGUUUUCGUUUCGUGCGUUGGGUGGUUUACGUGUGUGCUCGGCAUAUUUGGUGUUUCACGUAAAUAUUAGAAACAUACAACCGAUUUCGUGAACUUUCAAAUAUAAUAUAUCACCCGCAGUUGCGUAUGCGCAUGCCAGUAAACAGUCCGCCGAUGUGAUUUUCUAAUUGUACCACCUAUUGCAAUUGAACCGGAUUCCCUAUUUGUAUUCUAUUGCCUUUGAAUUGGAGCGGUAUAAAUACAUUCAAGAGUGGCCAUGGAACUGGUAGCGUUUGUGAAAGAAGGCUUCCAAAAUGUCGCGGAGCAUGCGGCCAGUUACAAAUUCGGACAGACGGUGCUCCGGCAUGUGGACAAGGCGCUCUGGGUCCUCGAAAAAUGUGCACGCUGGGCCGUGCCCCCGCCAUUGGACCCAGAAGAAAGGCCCCAACCAGAGCUCAUCCGUCCCCUGCCGUGGGUGUUCUUUUUAAUGAUGCUGGUAGCCCUAAGGAUUACGCGGGAGUCUAUAUCGCUCGUAAACUUAGUACUGGGCAAGCCACCACUUCGAUCUGCCGAUGUGGUGACAUACAUACAAGGUAAACGUCGCUAUCUGCGCACCUUGAAGUACCAGGGCAACAGAAUGAUGAGGGCCCGCACGGGCACGACCCAUGAGCCGUGGUACAGCGGGCUGAGGUCGCUCUUCGAGUUUACCAUGUGCUUUAGAAGGCAAUCCGUGCACUAUGGCAACAACAAUACUACUAGAGUCAGUAACAAUGACGAAGUCCUGGUAGUGAAACGCAGCAAGCGUCCCCGUCAGGAGGAAAGCCCCGCAUCCACCAGCGAGGCAACCAUGGAGCGGCUCAUAGAGAAGAUGAUGGUCGACUUGGACGCUGAUUCAGAUGAAGACUCCAGCUAUACGCUCACAAACGCCACUAGCCUGAAAAGUGAUAGGUCUGAAACCGCCGAAUCUGACCAGGAACCCACUCCCAACGAGGAAUCCGCCCCAAUUAAAUCGGAAACCGAAACGCCUGCCAAAACACCCGAGCCGAACGUUUCAGAAAAACCGGCCGACCUUCCGUCCGAGAUUGAUAAUAAUUCAACCAAAGAGGCCAACGAAUCCCAAGCCGAGGAAGCCACGGAAACAUUCCAGCCAGCUCAAAACUGCGAAGACAAACACCUAAACGCAGAACAACCCUCACCUUUGGUCGACUCGCAAACUUUCAUCCAAACUGAGAAGAAACGAUACCAGAGGUCGCCAAGAAAGGACCAAAAAAUGGCGAACGGCCGGACGGUAAAGAGUACCUCCGAAAGAAACAUAGGAGGUGACAAGCGGGACGCAGCGGUGGCUCGGGCUUCGUCGGCGGAUUUCGUCGCACGUGGGAAAAAAGAUAACAGACAGACACCGUAAGCUUGCGGGAUCCUACACAGUAACUAUAAGUAGAACAGUACUGAAGACUGUUUAUUUGUUUUGCUCACCUAGUUAACGUUGUACUGUUACGUUAGGAAUACUUCUUGUUAUAUACUAUGUUAAGAAAUUCAUUUUAAAAUCAGCAGGUCCGAUUUUAUAUAAAUAACUUCGAUAAAUUAAUAACUCUUAAAUAUGAAACCGCAUAAAGAAGUUCGCUUUAGUUCCUGAUAUAAAUUGUAAUUUAAAUUAUUUCAUCAGUUAUAACUUCAUCGGCAUAGAAUGUUGUAAUCUCUCUAGAAUAUCAAUUUUGUUAACUAAUAUUUUUAUUUAUAGUUCAGAUUUUAGCAGUUUUUGUAGUUUUUUAUUUGUAAUCGAGUGAUUGUAUCAUCUUUGUAUAAUUUAAGUUUUUCUUUUAUAAUGUUAACUAGGUAAACUAAGUCGACAUUUAGAAAUAUCUGGGGUGAAAUAAGUGCCUUAGAUGUUAACCUUUUGACCAGACUGAUAUAUAAGACAUUCAAUAUCUAACUCAUUUCGCCAUAAAUAAGACAAAACUUCGUGUUCGUAUAGUCGUUCGAUUUGUAGCUGGCCCCGAACGGCGAAUCCUUUGUCUAUUGUAAGUGAAAUGGCACGUGCUACUUAUCUGCAUACAAAAAGUUUCGUUCGCUUUAACUGGUUAUUGAAUUACGACGCUAUAGGAUAGAAUAACUAAUGGAAAAAUAUGUUUCGAGGCUUUGUGUGGUCCGUCUACAGUUACUGAGUGCCGGCGAGUCGGACGCUACAGAACUAGUCUAAAAGUGUCAUCGAGAUGUGUAACAGGCGCGUUUUAUCGGAGAGCGCACUUACACUGGUUUUUUGAGCGUUGGACUAGCUCGCGCUCAGAUGCCACUUAGAAUUAUUUUUUGUAAGUAGCACGUGCGGUUUUACUUACAAUACACAAAGGAUUAGCCGUUCGGGCCAGCUAUGAAACGAACGACCGGCGGCGACACGAGCACGAUCGCUGAAAAAUUCUAAGCGGUUGAGUUAAAAGGUUAAUGAUUCAUCUCAUGACAUGCGAAAUACUACCUUAAGACCAUUUACGGAAGGUUUAGUUUAAGACGGUCAAUGUUAUUUAAAUCCAGACUACUGCAGGGUUUUUCAAGUUAAGGCGCCCUGAAAUAACUUAAAAAAUUUCCCUUUUUAUAUAAAUCGGUUAAACAUGGCAUUGAAAGAGUAUUUAAAACUGCAUUUUUAAGGGUUUUCAAGUAAAGGUAAGCGUAAGUGUUAUAAUAUUAGUGAUGUAAAUUUGCUACAACAUUUAUUGGAAAUGGUAAACAAAAAAAAAUUGACAAUCCUAAACUAAAUGUUCUGAUAACAUUAUGUAUGCUGUAUCCUUUCUAUAUAUUGAUAAUGUCCUUACCCGUACCCCCUAGAGUUCUAGGCUCUAGCCUUAAUUUCGAAAUUUAGUUUUUGGUUGGUGCUACAGAUUCGUGUCGCUUGCUACAAUUUCUCGUUGAACGAAAUCAAAGCCCCUGAAUCUGUAAUACAGGCAUUUUCAUUUAAAAUUAUACCUCUGCAGAAUAUUUAGCAGCCGACACUAACAUAGUGAUUUAUACACUGGACGAUACGGGGUCUGAUAUAACCCGACAGAUUUUAAAGGUGUAUUCUUGACCGCAUUUAGAGACUAAAAUGCUAUACAAAGUUUUCUGAAAUCGGUCUUGUUUCAGAGAUAAUGACAAUUAUUGUGAUAAUUGGUUUCGGUAAUAACUUAGUGAAAAACGCCUUUUUGGCUGCAACGCUGCCACUAUGUGACUUUGUUUAGACAUACCUACUGUCUAGACAUUAAAGUUUUAAAACACUCGUAAUUAUGAUCUGUAAAUUUAAAAAAAAAAAAACUUAUUCGUUAUAAUGUUCUUUUUUUCGUCAAGAUAUAAAAGUAAAACAAAAAUAAUACCGUAUUUCACCAAAACUCAUAUUACAUUAAUUGCUCCUUAUGACCUCAGGAAUGCGUGGUUAAAAUCUGUCAGAUCUUACCAGCCCACGGCGUAUAUAGGCUUAAAUAUACAAUUUUAAAUAAAUAUGCCUAGAUAUGCGAUAUAUAAUUAUAUACAUCCCAAUGCUAAUAUUAUAGUAAUACUUAGUCGUCACUUAGCUCUAUAGUCCGCCCUUUGCAUUUUAGUCCAUUCCAGUCGAAACUGAAGCUAAUUUGGUUCCUACCGAUAUCUAGUUACUUAGUUUUAGAUGCAUUCAAUUCUUUAGAAUAUAAUUAUGAAUUAAUCACAAGUGUCUACAGUGCUUUUUGGACUAAUACUCUUUAUUUAAUUAAUUUUCAGUUGUGCAAUCGUUUUUAUUAUAAUUGUUAUAAGAGAUUAUUUGAAACAAAAUUUUAUUUAUUGAUAAUCGAAAUUUUAAUUCCAAAGAUUUGGCUGUGUAGCGAUGAACUAUCUGAUAAGAAAAGACUGACGUUAAAAAUAUACUUCUUUUCUUUUGUAUGUUUUCAUGUAAAUUAUGAAUAUUAUUUAAUCUUUGUAACGUUUUGUAAGGCUAACGAAUAUUUGGAAUAUUUUAUGGAUUGUGAACGAUAUUGUUAUAAAUAUAUUUCAUAAUGAAACA